CAAAUACAAAUGCACAUCAAUUUCACAUAUUCUUUUAGUAACCAUGAAAUCAUCUUCAAUAACAUUUGUUGCUCUUGUUCUUCUCAUCCUUGUAGCAUCAAAAUCAGAGGCUGCAAUUUCAUGCAGUGAUGUGAUUAAGAAUUUGAAACCUUGUGUUAGCUACUUGGUUAGUGGAAGUGGACAACCACCAGCUGCAUGUUGCUCUGGAGCUAAAGCUCUUGCCUCUGCUACAUCAACUUCAGAGGAUAAAAAAACUGCUUGCAACUGCAUCAAAUCCACUUCUAAGAGUGUUAAAAUUAACUCACAAUUGGCUCGAGCUCUUCCAGGAAACUGUGGAAUUAGCACUCCAAUCAAUAUCUCCCCAGAUGCUGAUUGUUCCAAGAUCGGUUAAUUGAAACUUGGAAGUUGGAAUUGGAGGACCAUGUUGAACAUUUUUCUGCAACUAUAUGUAUCGGGAAUAUUAUAUAUUUUGUACUAAUAAAUAUAUAGUAAUCUACUUAUGUGGAUUUCUGUAUUAUGUUUAUGAUUGUGAUUCUUCAAUACGUUGUACGAAUGUUGUUCACAAUUUCAUAAAUAUUUGUUCUUUUUCUAUAGUAAGAAUUAUUCUUUUAAAACCAUAA
This is a messenger RNA of Trifolium pratense (red clover), 620 nucleotides long. RefSeq names its product non-specific lipid-transfer protein 8. The record is from RefSeq and is a predicted model, not a curated record. Gene Ontology annotation, biological process: lipid transport. Gene Ontology annotation, cellular component: membrane. NCBI's taxonomy places the organism in Eukaryota, Viridiplantae, Streptophyta, Magnoliopsida, Fabales, Fabaceae. Bases 44 to 391 code for a protein of 115 amino acids. The transcript is spliced from 2 exons. Gene Ontology annotation, molecular function: lipid binding.